Molecule: messenger RNA, 2691 nt
Organism: Ascochyta rabiei
Lineage: Eukaryota; Fungi; Ascomycota; Dothideomycetes; Pleosporales; Didymellaceae
Product: mRNA binding protein puf3
Exons: 4
Coding region: 1-2691 (896 amino acids)
Biological process (GO): nuclear-transcribed mRNA catabolic process, deadenylation-dependent decay
Cellular component (GO): cytoplasm
Molecular function (GO): mRNA 3'-UTR binding
Source: RefSeq, a predicted model, not a curated record
AUGACAGGUAAUACCGAUCGCUCAACCUACACCUGGGGCAACAGCAUCUGGAACUCAAAGCCAGUCGGCUCUGGCUUUGGCCCUACACCCCGAGAUAACUCGCGGCCCAGAGACGGCAAUGCCCUUCUUGGCGCGACCGCCGAUAUCGCCGAGGGCAAAACAGGCUCCGGUUCUCUUGUAUCUUCCUCAGAAUCCGAGUGGAGACAGAGUCGCCAGUCGCAGGUCUGGGGAGACAAUUCCCACAUCAGGAGCUCUGGCGUAUCACCCGCACGGAAGCGUUCCGUUGCACAAAACCAGAACGCACCCCAGUUUGGCGACAGCCCAUCCUCGCUCUUCUCCGUCUCGCGAACUGCCUCCGUGAACCACGGGCAAGGCGCAAGAGCCCUGAAGCCACUUCUCGAUCCUACCUCGACCAACUUCACUUCGCGCAACGUCGACUCGCUAAGCAACAGUUUCUCCAACUUUGGGUUUGGACAGGCCGAACUUAGCCCGCAACGAUCCGAUCCUGCCGUCUCCUCGUGGCCGGACGCAGCUGUUCACUCGCCCAUCGACGAUCGACGUAGUGUAACAGGAUCAGACCACUAUGGCACAACCAGUGGCGCUCCCUCGCGCAGCGGCAGCCUGCCGCCCUCAAGACAUGGUGCUGAAGGCGGUCAGUAUAACCCUUAUGCUGACUCCUUUGCUCGAUAUGCCCAGCCAGGCACGCGUCAGAACUCUUCCUUGUCCCACGCCAAUCCUCGCCCCUUCCAGGAACGCAAUGGCUCAAUGCACAGCGAGUCGCUGCACCUCUCGCAAGCCCAAAUGAAACUUGAACAUGAGCAAGAGCCCCGUCUUGGCGCGCACAGAUCUUCAUUCAGUAUCAACGCUUUUACGCCAGCCUUCACACCUGCAAGUCAAGGGAUGAGCGACCCGAGCGACCCCUAUCAAGAUGCACAACUGCCCGUUCAGCCUGAGGCACAAGGCAUCCGUAGCUCAGGGACAUACACACCUGACAGCUGCACCAACGGCCAGGUCAGCGACCCUAACGUACAGUUCCGAUCAGUCAACUACGACGCCCGCAGUGCGCCAAACGGCAACACCGCGAUUCGACAAAGCCCAUUCUAUUCGCAUGCUCACACUCCCCCUGUACAUGAUUACCUCAACCCUACCUACCGCGGCGAACAAGGGCUCAACCAUCCAAACAAUAUCGCACUUGUGCAGAACAAACUGGCCGGGUAUCAGAUCCAACUGGAACGGCGCAACGUUGCAGCCCCUCAGUACUACCAACAGUACCAGCACAUGCUGCCAAUGAAUCAACUGCGCAACCCUCAAGCCUACCAGUAUGCCAUGCCGAACGGUAUUCCCAUGACUGCACUGCCACCACAUAUGACUAUGGUCCAGAUGGCACCCAUGAUGCCCGUUCUCGAAGCUCCUCGGGGUCCUCGGAUGCAGCAGGCCGCAGACAACAUCGGUGCAAUGAGUCUCGUACUCGACUCUUUCAAGAAGGAGAGCAAGCAAAACAAACGUUGGGAGCUCACCGAUAUCUACGAGAACGUCGUCGAGUUUGCUGGAGACCAGCACGGAUCUCGCUUCAUUCAGCAGAAAUUAGAGACUGCCAACAGCGAGGUCAAAGACCGCGUCUUCCGAGAGCUGGAGAAGAACGCGCUACAGUUGAUGCAAGACGUUUUCGGAAACUAUGUGAUUCAGAAGUUUUUCGAACAUGGUGAUCAAAUCCAGAAACGAGUCCUGGCUGGAAAGAUGAAAGGCCACGUAUUUGCACUGUCAAACCAGAUGUACGCUUGUCGAGUUGUGCAGAAAGCGCUAGAGCAUGUACUCGUGGACCAGCAAGCUGCCAUGGUCAAGGAGCUUGAAAAGGACGUUCUCAAGACUGUGAAAGACCAGAACGGCAACCAUGUCAUUCAGAGAGUCGUCGAGCGAGUGCCGAUUGAGUACAUCCAGCCUAUCGUUGACUCUUUCAGAGGCCAAAUCGACGGUCUUUCGACCAACUCCUAUGGCUGCCGCGUCAUACAGCGACUGGUUGAAAAGAUUCCGGAGCCCCAACGCAGGUUCAUACUCACUGAGUUACAUGCAGCCGGUCCCAAGCUCAUCACCGACUCGUACGGCAACUACGUGGUCCAGCAUGUCAUCGAGCAUGGGCUGGACGAAGACCGCGGGAAGAUGAUUACACUGAUCAGGAAUCAAUUCCUCAUGUUCAGCAAACACAAGUUUGCUAGCAACGUUGUUGAGCGCUGCCUGAUCUGCGGAACCGAUGCGGAGCGUCGCGAGCUCGUAUCGACCGUCAUCACAAAGAACGAGCGAGGUGAAAACAGUCUGCUGAGCCUACUCAAGGACGGGUAUGGCAACUACGUCAUCCAGAAGAUGCUCGAGACACUUGGCCGCCCCGAUUAUGAAACCUUCGUCGAGGCACUCAAGCCUGAACUAGAAAAGGCGAAGAAGAUCAUCUCUGGCAAGCAGAUCCUCUCGGUCGAAAAGAAGAUGUACCGAUUUGAUCGUGCUGACUCUCCCACCGAGACACGUGACGACCUGCCACCCACACCAGGCUUUUCGAGCUCGGCACAGUCAUCGCAGAGCAGCACACUCUUCUCCAACUCCGCGUCUAUCACUGACGAACCUGUACAUUCGGCAAGACUGACCUCGAAAGCUUUAUCCUCGGUUUCUGAAGGCGUAAAGCUCGAGGAAGCCACCUCAUGA